Panicum hallii is the source of this 1116-nucleotide messenger RNA. Its product is annotated as proline-rich protein 2-like. NCBI's taxonomy places the organism in Eukaryota, Viridiplantae, Streptophyta, Magnoliopsida, Poales, Poaceae. The coding region runs from base 71 to 898 and encodes 275 amino acids. The record is from RefSeq and is a predicted model, not a curated record. The transcript has 2 exons.
CCAUCCACUGCAACCUAAUCAAGACUUCACGAGUCUUCUGAACUCGCAAGAACCAGCCAAAGCUUCCACAAUGGGGCCUGUGCCUCGCCGUCUGCUUGCGGGCGUCGCUGCCGUCCUGCUAGUGGCAAUACUAGCCCAUGCUGCAGAGCCCGAGAUGGCCUUCAUGGUCGUCGGCUUGGCCAAGUGCGCCGACUGCACCAGGAAGAACAUGAAAGCUGAGGCAGCAUUCAACGGCCUAAAAGUGGUUGUCAAGUGCAAGAAUGCCGACGGCGUGUUCGAGACCAAGGCCCUCGGCGAGGUUGACAGGUCCGGCGCCUUCAGCGUCCCGCUCACAGCGGAUAUCCUCCGCGAGGACGGCGAGCUGAAGCAGGACUGCUUCGCGCAGCUCCACAGCGCCACCAACCAGCCAUGCCCCGGACAGGAGCCGUCCUGGAUCGUCCGGCCGUCCAGCGACGAUGACAAGAAGAAGACCUUCGUCGCAGUCCCCGGCAAGAUGCACUACUCAUCAAAAGAAUGCGCCUCCGCGUUCCUCUGCGACCAUUUUCACAAGAAGCACCUCUUCCACAAGAAGCCCAUCAUGAUGCCACACUUCCACAACAAGCCCGCGCCCGAGCACAAGCCGCCGACGUCCGUGCCAGUGUACCACGCGCCCGUGCCGGAGUACAAGCCGCCAACGCCCGUUCCGGUGUACCACUCUCCCGUGCCGGAGUACAAGCCACCCACUCCGGCGCACUCCCACCCGACGCCGAUCUACCAUCGUCCUGCCGACCAGAAGACCCAGAACCCCGAGACGGACCCUGAGAAGUUCAAGAAGCUCCUCCCCUUCAUCAAGAAGAACCCUUUCUUCUUCCCCAAGUUCCCCAAGUUCCCUCCUGGCGAGGAGGAGAUCAAGGUUUAGAGAGAUCGGUCAGAGCCGAAGCAUAGUUGUUUCGUCUGCAUCCACUGUUAUAUGUAAUGCUGCGUGGAUCCUUACCUCUUUUGGUCUCUUGAGGGUGUUUCUUAGCUCUUACAGUAGGCCUCCAGCAGGAAUAAAGCAUUUGUUCUGAGGAUGUAGGCCUGGAUGAAAUUAUCAUAAAUUAUUGGAUAAAUACAUAUAAGUUUGAGUUUUCCUACGUA